Bactrocera dorsalis (oriental fruit fly) is the source of this 1579-nucleotide messenger RNA. RefSeq lists its product as uncharacterized. The transcript has 3 exons. The record is from RefSeq and is a predicted model, not a curated record. Lineage: Eukaryota; Metazoa; Arthropoda; Insecta; Diptera; Tephritidae. Bases 138 to 1154 code for a protein of 338 amino acids.
CCUCUUUUCAAGAAUGCAGCAAGUGCACACAAGUGGGUAAAAAAAUAAAUAAUACAAUAACUUACAGCACAUUGACGGAAAAUCUUCGAACUGACGAUGACUUUGCUGCAAGAAAUAGCGUGGGCCAUCAUAAAAAAAUGGAAAAAUCGUGUCUCGAAGAAAUGGGUGUGGGAAUGGUCUCCGCUUUUCCUGUUGAACCAAUGCACCUUUUAGAUCUUGGAGUUGUUAGAAAAAUGCUAAAAUGUCUAAUUAAUGGUCCGAAUGUAGGAUAUCAGUUGACAAAGCAACAGAAAAAUAUGCUGUCGAAAACUUUGAUUUCGUACAUACCUUACAUACCCAGUGAAUUUGCCCGAAAACCACGAAGCUUAGAUGAAAUUGCAAGAUGGAAAGCAAUAGAGUUCCGACAGUUUGUACUUUACACGGGAAUGGUUGCUUUGAAAGACAUUGUAUCUGACGGUAUUUAUUAUCACUUUUCUUUGUUGCACUGUGCAUACGCAUUGCUUUCGUCACAAAAAACCUAUCAAAACAAUUUAGAAGAAAUAAAGCAAAUGCUUAAUUACUUCGUGCACCUUUUCCCAACCUUUUAUGGAGAAGAAAAAGUCAGUUACAAUGUACAUUCAGUGCUGCAUUUGGUGGAUUCCGUUCAAUCGUGCGGUUUUCUUAAUUCAUUCUCAGCAUAUGCUUUCGAAAAUUUCUUGCAAACCCUAAAGCGAUUCGUCAAAAGACCCCGAGAAACAUUACAACAAAUAAAUAACAGAUACCAAUAUGAAAACGUGUUUUUAAAAGACAGAUAUGUGGGUCCAAAAGUCAAUAGAUGUGGAAAGGUUAUUCGAUUUUAUGGAAACGAUUUUAAUAUCAGCGAUAAAUUACCGGAUAAUUUUUGCUACCUCAAAGCAGGUAUGGCAAUACAAAUUAUAGGAUUAUCGAAGAAAGAUGACAAGGUUUAUAUGCAUGGAAAAGUUUUGAAAAACUGCUGUAAUCUAUUUACGGAACCAUUGAAAUCGAUGGAAGAUCUGGGCGUUUUCAUAGCUAACAUUGACACCGAAGAAGCGGAGCAAAUCUAUGAUGUCCAACUUAUUUUAUACAAAUUAAUGUGCCUGCCUUACAAUAAUCAAUUUGUAUUUUUACCGAUUAUUCACAGCAAGGACCUAUAAGAUGAGUUACCACGGGCUGAAGUCUUUUAGCGUGAAAUCGGUUGUGGAAAAUUACGAAAACGAAAAUUCUUGUUCAUGCAAAAUCGCCAAUCUAGAAAAAAAAGUUGACGAAAUGCAACAACAUAUAGAGAAAUUGACGAAAAAAGUUGACACCACAAAUGAGCUAUUGCGAAAAUUAACCACCGUGCAGUCAACAAAUAAUGCUCUCAUAAAUGCAAUGAGUUGCAGGCGCAAAUCUACCAAUAAAUUUCCAUUAAAAACGGAUGAAGCAUUAUAAGAUCUUGACACAGAAUUGGAAGGAAACAAGGAAAAAUAUAUGCCUAUAAUACAAGACCUGCUAGGUCACAAUGCAAUUGAAAAGUCACUGCAUAAAAUUAUAGCAGUUGAAUUGUUGCUGGAAUACAAUUACUUUGGUGUGAAGGAAU